Aplysia californica (California sea hare) is the source of this 3300-nucleotide messenger RNA. RefSeq names its product xylan 1,4-beta-xylosidase-like. Gene Ontology annotation, biological process: arabinan catabolic process; xylan catabolic process. Bases 967 to 3300 code for a protein of 777 amino acids. Gene Ontology annotation, molecular function: alpha-L-arabinofuranosidase activity; xylan 1,4-beta-xylosidase activity. The transcript has a single exon. Lineage: Eukaryota; Metazoa; Mollusca; Gastropoda; Aplysiida; Aplysiidae. Gene Ontology annotation, cellular component: plant-type cell wall. The record is from RefSeq and is a predicted model, not a curated record.
CCGGUUUGCGUACCUCCAAAGCCAGUCUGAGUUAAUAGAUUUAAAGUAUGGCUUUUUUCAUCAGGAAAACAAGGCUUACAAAGGUUUGAGACUUAACAAUGUGAAAUCCCUAGAUAUAUUAAUAUCGUCAAGAAGACAGUCAUUAAUAGAGUUUGAAUUUUUCAACAUGGAUCAUUGAAGACUGACAUUGAGUUCGUUUCCAAACACUCACAAGGAAAGCGACGACACUGUUUUGUUACAGGGAAGAUGAAGCUGGUUUGGACUUCUGCAUAUUGUAUGGUAGUGUCUGGCCUGGCAAGAAAGGAAGUUUCAAAGUGAUAGCUGUGUACGUAUAUGGGAUUAACGCCUCUGUCAGCACUUGUACGUUAUUUAAGAGGCAGGACCUCCGAAUUUAACGUCUGUCUCCGAUAGAUUAGUGCCAAAUGGAUUGAGAUCUUCGAAAACUCCACAAACGGUAUGAAUUCAAGAACAAAUAUCCUUAUUGCUUUUAGAAUCACCAGCGGGUCUUUAACGUGCAUAACGUGCACAAGGGACAUCCGAAAUUAUUCACCCUUAUCCGGGGUGUUCGAUCCUACUUACCCUAAAAUCAGCAGUAAUAUAGAACCAGGGAUACGGUAUAAAGAGUCAAGAGUUAAGAGGAGAGUAGCCCAAAUGAUGCCGGAGGUGAGGGAUGGAGUGUAGGGGGGGGGGAGUGGAGAUGAAAGAAAGUUAUAAAACAAGACUAGAGAACCGGAAAGGAGGAGAAAUGAAAAAUUUUAGAGAUAAAAAUGUUUCGUAGCUGCCAAGUUUUGAAUCCGAGACCUAUUGAAUGAGAGGUGGACUCUAUACCUCUAGAUCACGAGAGCCCCCCCAUCAUAUGAUCUUAAAAGUUUCUUUGGUUUUGAUUAGCAAGAUUAAAAAAACUUUGUGCUUGAAUUUUUAAAAAAAUUCUUUAUUUCUUUUCUGUUCGAAACAGAUUCCGAAAAUAUGAAGACAAAGAUGUUGUCAAGACUCCUGUGCUGUAAAAGCUUACUUAUACUCGUCAUUUUUCUGUCAAGUCAUGGAACCACUAGCUCGAAAUCUUACAGACGUAAUCAUUCUAAGACAAUCAGACACAUGAACAUUGAGGAGGAACAGGCAAAGUUCAGCGACUUCCCGUUCCGGAACACCAACUUGCCGUGGGAUGAGCGUGUGGAUGAUCUCGUGUCCAGACUGACCCUGGAGGAGAUUCAGGUACAGAUGUCCAGGGGCGGAGUUGGAGAGUUUGGGGGUCCAGCCCCGGCCAUUCCUAGAUUAGGUAUUGGAUCAUAUCAGUGGGCUACAGAAUGUUUACGAGGUGACGCGUCUUCAAUUGAGAAUGCAACAGGUUUCCCCCAGGCUAUUGGUCUUGCGGCCACAUUCAGCCCGGAUAUUCUGUACAACGUUGCCCGAGCGACAGGUCAAGAAGUGCGAGCCAAACACAACGACUUUGUCAAACGGGGCAUUUUUAGAUCCCACACAGGUGCCAGUUGCUUCAGUCCGGUCAUCAAUAUCUUGAGAGAUCCCAGGUGGGGUAGAAAUCAGGAGACAUACGGCGAGGACCCUUACCUGACUGGAAAUCUGGCAAAAAAAUUUGUCACUGGUAUCCAAGGUGAAGACUCAAGGUUCAUAAUGACUAGCGCUGGAUGCAAGCAUUUUGACGUUCAUGGAGGGCCUGAAGACAUUCCAGUGUCAAGGGUCUCAUUUGAUGCUAUCGUCUCUGACACGGACUGGAGGAUGACCUUUCUGCCCGCCUUCAAGAAAUGUGUAGAGGCCGGUACCUACAGCGUCAUGUGCAGCUACAACAGUGUGAACGGUGUCCCGGCAUGCGCAAACAAAAAGCUGCUUACAGACAUCCUGCGUACAGAAUGGAACUUCAAGGGCUAUGUCGUCAGCGACCAAGCUGCCAUCGAAAAUGUCAUCUCGAAACAUAAAUAUUGUAAUAAUAGCGUGGAUGCUGUGGCGGCCUGUGUUAACGCUGGUACGAAUCUGGAACUUUCAACCAAUCUCCCCACGCCCGUUUAUAUGUCUAUAGUUGAUGCUAUUCAACAGGGAAAACUGUCUGAGGAUUUGGUGAGGGAAAGAGUCAAACCACUGUUUUACACACGCAUGCGGCUCGGGGAGUUUGACCCGGUAAACGAUAACCCGUACGCCCAGCUGAGUAUGGAUCUGAUCGAAUCUGCUGAACACCAACAGGUGGCUGUCACAGCCGCCAUGAAGUCUUUCGUGCUGUUAAAAAACCAUGGCGACAUUUUACCCUUGAAGAAAGGAGAGUUUAGCAAAGUUGCAAUUAUAGGACCAAUGAGUGACGAUACAGAACAACUGAGUGGUGACUACCAACCUUUUCAAGAUAAAUCUUUCUUCACGACUCCUUUGGACACAGUGAAAACGCUCUACCCAAAUGCCAAAUACGGACAUGCGUGCAAUGACAGCACACCGUGUACACAGUACAACAAAGCUGCCGUGCCUGCUAUAGUGAAAGAUGCGGAACUGGUAUUUGUUACUCUUGGUACUGGUCGGGCUGUUGAAAGAGAGGCACACGACAGGCCGGAUGUCGAGCUUGCAGGACACCAGAAAGAACUUCUUCUGGAUGUUCUAGACAACAGCGGUGACGCCAAGAUCAUCUUGCUUCUCUUCUCUGCCAGUCCUCUCAACAUUACGUUUGCCGACCAGUCAGACCGCGUGGUAGCCAUUAUGGAAUGUUUCUUUCCCGCACAGUCUACUGGGAAAGCCCUGUACAAUGUACUCACCAACACCGGGCCGUAUUCUUCCCCGGCAGGUAGACUGCCCAACACCUGGCCCCUGUACAGUACGCAGAUUCCACCCAUGGUCAACUACUCUAUGGAGGGUAGAACGUACCGCUACUUCAGGGGCGAUCCCUUGUACCCGUUCGGCUAUGGCCUCUCCUACACCCAGUUCAAUUUCUCUAAUCUGAUGUACAACACAACAAUCAAGGCAGGAGCUAGUCUGGGUGUCCAGGUGGACAUUACAAAUGUGGGUGACGUUGACGGCGAAGAAGUUCUUCAAUGUUACAUCAGCUGGAAUGACAAGUCCUUGCCCGUACCACAACUACAGUUGGCCUACUUUGACCGGAUCCUCAUUGCCUCCAAGCAAACGAUCUCAAGAAGUUUGUCGAUAUCUUCAGAGUCCAUGGCUUUUUGGCAAGAUGGGAAAUGGGUAAUUAAAGCUGGCGGGAUGAGUCUGUUCUGUGGUGGUCAACAGCCAAAUCAGAAGAAACAGGUGCCGUCCAACGUCCUCUCUGGAACGUUCACCAUCACAGACUCUAUCACUCUUAAAAAGUAA